AUGACACCAAAGUGCCUCCCUCCAUCAGUCUUGUCCACUGUGGUCAUCAUUCUCAUUCUUAUGCCAGCUGUGUGCAGCGCCAUCAAGGUGAACUGCUCUCAGCCGAACCAACCCGCCCUGCUGGAAGCUCUGCGUCCAGUCUUUAACCUGAGCUCCAUACGACCCGUCAUGAACAUGACAACCAGCACCAACGUCACCACAAUGUUCACCAUGUAUGGGAUACUAGGAGUGGAUGAAAAGGCUCAACUCUUGCUCACUUACCUUUGGCUAUAUUAUUGGUGGAUGAACGAGUUUGUCAGCUGGGACCCAAUCCAGUGCGGCACCGACAGGGUUUCUCUUCCCAGAACCCUGUUUUGGGGGCCAGAUAUUGUUAUCAAUGAAUUUAUGGAUGAAAACAGAGCCCCUUCUGUCCCAUACGUGUACCUGCAUAGCAAUGGUAGGGUGCACGAUUCUAAACCACUCAGAGUUGUCAGCUCCUGUAACCUCGAUAUCUACACCUUUCCCUUCGAUAUACAGAACUGCACUAUGACUUUCAACUCCUACAUCCACUUUGCGAGUGACAUAAAGAUUUCCCUGGGGAGGGAUGCAGUUGACAUAACAAAGAUCUCCAGGAAGGUGAUGACCACCAUGGGGGAGUGGGAGCUGCUGGAUAUCACCUCCAAUGAUCACCGCAAAGAAUUUAAUGAUGAUUACAUUGAUGAGCUUAUAUUUCAUGUCAGAGUGAGGCGCCGGGCCACGCUCUAUGUGGUGAACCUGCUGAUCCCCAGCUGCUUCCUCAUCACAGUGGACCUCUUCAGCUUCCUGCUGCCUCCCCAGAAUGUGGACCGUUCCUCCUUCAAGAUGACACUGAUCCUGGGCUACACCGUCUUCCUGCUCAUCAUGAACGACCUGCUGCCCAUCACUGGAAACACCAUACCUCUCAUAAAUGUGUUCUUCUCUAUCUGCCUGGCUCUGAUGGUGGCCAGUCUACUGGAGACUAUCCUCAUCACCAACCUGCUGUGCGGCUCGGCUGACUUCUCACCCGUCCCUCGCUUGAUCGAAGUGCUUGUUCUGCAAAUUCUGGGCCGUCUUGUUUGCAUGCCUCAGAAAACUAAAAAACCAGGAGAUUCAGAGAUGAAACCCAACGUUGUGGUGGCACAGCAAAAACCUGAUGAUAAGCUUUCUGAGGAGAUGGGUCCAGUGGUGGAGGACAAGUCCCUUCAGGAGCUGAGGAGCUUGGGCAAGAACCUCCAGGCCAUCCGCCUCCAGGUGGAGAAGCUGGGUGGAAGCCAGUGCUCGGAGGACUGGAUCCAGGUGGGUUUCAUCAUAGACCGCCUGCUGUUCGGCCUCUACAUCUUCUUCAUAUCAGUCAGCUUCAUUACCAUCAUCAUUAUGUGGGUGAACUCAUACAGUCAGUAG
Molecule: messenger RNA, 1398 nt
Organism: Anarrhichthys ocellatus (wolf-eel)
Lineage: Eukaryota; Metazoa; Chordata; Actinopteri; Perciformes; Anarhichadidae
Product: 5-hydroxytryptamine receptor 3C-like
Exons: 10
Coding region: 1-1398 (465 amino acids)
Biological process (GO): monoatomic ion transmembrane transport
Cellular component (GO): postsynaptic membrane
Molecular function (GO): transmembrane signaling receptor activity; extracellular ligand-gated monoatomic ion channel activity
Source: RefSeq, a predicted model, not a curated record